This is a messenger RNA of Ylistrum balloti, 3661 nucleotides long. Its product is annotated as multiple epidermal growth factor-like domains protein 6. Gene Ontology annotation, molecular function: ATP binding; protein tyrosine kinase activity. The transcript is spliced from 12 exons. The record is from RefSeq and is a predicted model, not a curated record. Lineage: Eukaryota; Metazoa; Mollusca; Bivalvia; Pectinida; Pectinidae. Gene Ontology annotation, biological process: protein phosphorylation. Bases 1 to 3621 code for a protein of 1206 amino acids.
AUGAAAGCAAUACAAGGACACACGUAUGCGUCACAAAAUCUGUUUUUGUUUGUUCUUCUGGUAUUAUUUGUGAACUUAACUGGAGUUGAAUCUGUGUGCAGCGAGAACUGUCGUUACGGACAGGAAUUUUGCAGAGAGGACACCUCCCACUGCUUGUAUGGUUGUAAUGAUGGUUUUCUGGGAGAUGCUUGUGGUCAGGUCUGCUCAAUUUUUUAUUGUAAGGCAUGCAUGUACAAUAACUCAAAAGAAAUUUGUACAAGAUGUAAGGAUGGACAUUAUGGUAUUGACUGUUUACAACAAUGCAGUGAUUCAUGUAUAAACAAAAAAUGUGACAGAUUUGGACGAUGCAUAUUUGGAUGCAAAGAAAACCACCACGGUGAAAGAUGUGAACACCAGAAAUGUUCAUUUGUUGACUGCUUAUCAUGUGCAUACACCCAAUAUGAUUCAUAUUGUUCUGAAUGUAUACAGGGCAAGUACUGGAAUCCAUAUGUCAAUAACUGUACCAAUUGUAGUGACCAUUGUGUUGGUGGACAACUAGCUUGCAACUCAUCCAAUGGGGUUUGUAACCAAGGCUGUGAGCAAAGGUGGUUUGGUCACCUUUGUGACAAAUAUUGUCCUGUCGAUAAUUGUACACAGUGUAUAGAAGUGUUCCAUGGAACACAAAAAGUCAAGGAAUGUCGCACAUGUGUGGAUGGAUUUUUCACAUCCCAUGGAAUUUGUGAGAAAUGCAGCGAUACAUGCUUGGACAAAACAACGUGUGAUGGACAAAAUGGAAAAUGUCUUGCUGGGUGUAAGAUAGGAUGGUAUGGAGAUCGAUGCAACAAGGAGUGUCAUAUUGCAAAUUGUAGACAAUGUGAAGAAAUUAAUCGGAACCAUAUUUAUUGUGAGAUUUGUGAAAAUGGAUUUUAUCGGAGUUCUAAAGAUUCAAAAUGUCUUUAUUGUCCACCCAACUGUACAAAUGGAUGCAAUAAUACAAAUGGAAUCUGCAUUGGUGGUUGUAAGACAGGUUAUUAUGGCCAUCAGUGUGAUAAUAUAUGUGGUCACUGUGCAAAUAUUCCUUGUAAUGAAACAAACGGGUAUUGUCUGCAAGGCUGCGAGCCAGGAUGGUAUGGAACCUGGUGUAUGUCCACUUGUCCAAUACAUUGUCGCAGUUGUCUUGACUUUAAAAACAAUACCUGUGGUGCCUGUGAAUCAGGCUGGUAUGGACCAAGGUGUGAAUUGAAAUGUAGUGAAUUUUGCCAAAGAAAUUCCUUUAAUAGCUUUCUUUACUGUGACAAGGACACUGGAGAAUGUUCAGAUGGCUGUCCUCCUAGUUAUCGUGGAGCAUUCUGUAACAUUACCUGUCAUGAUAAUUGUUUUGCAGACCUCUGUGAUCACACAGGAAAUUGUUCUUAUGGAUGUAAACGUAACUAUUAUGGUCCGAAUUGUAAUAAACGUUGCUCAGAGAAUUGUGAGGUUUGCCACCAAGGAGAUGGAAAAUGUUCUGUUCCCUGUCGCCAGGGAUAUUACGGUGAAUACUGCAACAAUGCAUGCAGCAAAUCCUGCUUAUACCAAUCCUGUGACGAGCAUGGGACUUGUGUUUCUGGUUGUGAAAAUGGUUACUAUGGCAGUACCUGUGAGAAAGUUUGCAGCUCUCACUGCAUUGACAAUACAUGUGAUUUUGUGUCAGGGUACUGCAGUCGUGGCUGUAUGUCUGGUUACUAUGGGAACCGGUGUGAUGUGGAGUGUAGUCACAAUUGUCUGAAGAACUGCAAGCGAAAUUUGGGUUUCUGUCUUGGCUGCAUAAACGGUUUUUAUGGUAACAGAUGUGAACAGCUAUGUCAAUAUUGUUUCAAUGACACAUGUGAACAGGGAACAGGUGUGUGUACCUAUGGCUGUGAGGCAGGUGUUACUGGACGUGACUGUUCUAACAAGUGCCAGCCUGGAAGCUUUGGCCCUGACUGUAAACUUUCAUGUAGUAACUGUAAGGAUAACACUCAAUGUGAUGUCAUUAAUGGUACAUGUCUACUGGGAUGUAUUGAUGGCUGGACAAACUACAACUGUCAGCGCAAGUCACUAAGGAUUGUACAUUACACACAAGAAGCAGACAGUGAGCGAAGCACCAUCGCCAUCUCGACUAGUGCCACUGUUGGGGUGUUUCUGACCAUUGUAGUCAUUGUGGUGGGUGCGGUAUGUCAUAGACGUGGUAGGUGCCCCGGAGCUUGUGCUUUAAAGAAGAAGAGUGAGAGUAGUCUUCCAGGUGACCAUCAGAACUAUCAGGCACCUGUAAGGAAGACAUCUGUGGAAGGAAGUGACCAGCCCAUUUCCAUGAUAUCUUAUCUGCCUUCAGCUAGAGUAGGCGCUCUGACCAUUGACCCAGCUGACCUUCAGCUAGAGACAACGGAGAUGAAAGGACUGUUCUAUAUAGUGAAAAUUGGGAACUUGCAACACACACAGUCUAGGUCCACUGUAAUGGUCAAGCUUCUUUGUAAAGCAACCCAGAGGAGACUUCAAUCUGAUUUUCUCCAUGACGUUGAGGUGGUGCGAACCCUUGAUCUCCAUAGAAACAUCCUCUCCUACAUUGGUCUUUGUGAAAAUGAAAGAUUUAUACAUAGUGUGUUUGAGGCCUGUGUUUGUGGAGAUCUUAAAAAGUAUUUGACCAACCUGAAGCGAUCAUCCAGUGACCCAGCCACCAAUACAGUACGACUUUGCUACGUGGAAUUGAUUAAAUUUGUGGUGGAUAUUUUACAAGCUCUUAUAUUUCUACAUAACAAUAAGAUAAUACAUCGGCUGGUCGGUGCCCAGAAUGUCUACCUUGACAAUGACUACACAGCUAAGCUUGCCAACUUCCACUUUGCCAUUAAGUAUAGAGAUGCAGAUAGAGAGAAUGGAAGAGUCCGUGCUCGGAAGUUGCCUCAGAGAUAUGCAGCAUGGAUGCCACCUGAGGCUCGAGCUGAGGACAUUUACUCAAAUUACACUGACAUGUGGGGAAUAGGUGUGUUGUUAUGGGAGAUAGUAACUCUUGGUAACAGUACAAACCUACAGGAUACCACAGAGUUAGGUAGUUCCAUAGCUGGUCCUAGUAACCACAGAGCCCUAGUGACUGGUCCUAGUGACCAUAGGGCCCCAGGAACUGGUCCUAGUGACCAUAGGGCCCCAGGAACUGGUCCUAGUGACCAUAGGGCCCCAGGAACUGGUCCUACUGACCAUAGGGCCCCAAGAACUGGUCCUAGUGAUCAUAGAGCACCUGUUGCAAGUGUCAGUGGCCAAAGAGCCCUUGCAGCUGGUCCUAGUGACCAGAUAACCCCAGAGACAAAUCUUAAUGACCAUAGAGCCCUAGGGGCAAGUCCUAAUGGUCCUAGAACCCUAGGAGCAAGUCCGAAUGACUCCAGAAUUCCUGGAACAAGUAAUGCUGAUCACAGAAUCUCAAGACCUGGACGGACCGGAACGGCACCCAUUGGCUACCUCACAAUUCCCAUCGACUGCGACAGAUUUCUGUCCCAGUGUAUCGAGCAGUGCUGGAAUACUGCCCCAGAAAACAGACCUUCAUUUACUCCAAUGGUUCGCAAACUGUCUGCUUCUCUGACACGAAGAUGGGGAGGGAAUGGAGAAGUGCAGAUGUCUGUUAGCACUUUGGUUUGAUGUUGGAGGAAACAGGUGGAGUUUGGAACUGUUUGACAGA